Molecule: messenger RNA, 1365 nt
Organism: Setaria italica (foxtail millet)
Lineage: Eukaryota; Viridiplantae; Streptophyta; Magnoliopsida; Poales; Poaceae
Product: heme oxygenase 1, chloroplastic
Exons: 4
Coding region: 210-1058 (282 amino acids)
Biological process (GO): phytochromobilin biosynthetic process; heme oxidation
Molecular function (GO): heme oxygenase (decyclizing) activity
Source: RefSeq, a predicted model, not a curated record
UCUAUUCCCACCCCCCGCCUCCUCGCCGCCUCCCAUCGUCGCGCUCACGCUCCCACACCCCCGGCCCCCGCUGCCGCGCCACACCAACACCGCACUCCACCGCCACCAUCCCCAUCGCUGUCGUUCGUCAUCGGCGCCUUUCCUUUCCCCGCACGGAACCCUAGCAGCUCUCCGCGCGCGCUAUAAGCCUAUAAGGCACCGCCGCGGCCAUGGCGCCCGCACCGGCAUCGCUCACCGCUUCCCGCGCCCUCUCCCCCCUCCUCGCGCCCGCCAGAGUCUCCUCCGGGAGGUGGAGCAGCCUGUCGGUCUCCGUCGGUGCCCGGCCCGCGACCGUGACGGUGUCCGUCGCGGCGUUGACCGCGCAGAGGAGGCUGGUUGCGGCGGCGGCGGCGACGGAGAUGGCGCCCGCGGCGAGCGGGGAGGAGGGGAGCAAGCCUUUCAUCGAGGAGAUGCGAGCGGUCGCCAUGAAGCUGCACACCAAGGACCAGGCCCGGGAGGGGGAGAAGGAGCCCCAGGCGCCGCCCGUCGCCAAGUGGGAGCCGUCCGUCGAGGGUUACCUACGGUUCCUCGUCGACAGCAGGCUCGUCUUCCAGACGCUCGAGGACAUCGUCGACCGCGCCACCGUCCCGUGGUAUGCGGAGUUCCGGAAUACUGGGUUGGAAAGAUCAGAGGCACUCAAGAAGGAUCUGGAGUGGUUCAAGGAACAGGGCCACACAAUUCCAGAACCAUCGGAUCCUGGCACUACAUACUCUUCCCUUCUGGAAGAGUUGUCCGAGAAGGACCCCCAGGCAUUUAUCUGCCAUUUCUAUAAUGUGUACUUUGCUCAUACUGCUGGAGGCCGAAUGAUUGGCAAAAAGGUUUCGGAGAAGAUUCUGAACAAGAAGGAGCUGGAGUUCUACAAGUGGGAGGGCAAUCUCACCCAGCUGCUGCAGAACGUCCGUGACAAGCUUAACCAAGUCGCUUCUAGCUGGUCCCGGGAGGAGAAGGACCACUGCCUGGAGGAGACGGAGAAGUCAUUCACUUACUCCGGACAGCUCCUCCGCCACAUAUUCACCUGAUCUGACAUUGCCCUCUGGUCUAAACACAAACGCUGUAAAUACAUAAUCAAUGACUUUCAAGACCUUGUUAGUUUUUACUGGGGAGGGGGCAUCUCCUCCACCAGGAACGAUUUACCUUCAGGUCAAGUUGCCAAGUGUUACUGUUAAAUAAACCAUGGCCCCAUUCUCCCUCCCUAUGUGUACAAACUGCAAUUCUCAACACUGGCAUGAGAUAAGUGUACUGGGUAUUUGGGUGGCUGGUGACUGGGAUGAGAUAAGGAAUCUGCGUGCGAUGUCUCAAUGCUCAAGAAAGUGUUUGUUUGGAUUC